CCCGGAGACCCUCCCCGGGCUCCUCCGAGUUCGAAAAUGGCCGGAAAUGUCAAAGAGCCAUUCCUUGUGAAGUUUAUAAAGUCUCCAGACAGUUCGGAGUGUUUUUAUAAAGCCCUUGAGUCAAUAAAAGAGUUGCAGUCAGAAGAGUAUCUUCAGAUUAUUACAGAAGAAGACGCAUUGGCGAUAAAGGAAAAUGAUAAAUCCCUUUUUAUCUGUGAUUCUUUUGAUGGCGCUGUCUUUGAGCACCUGAAAAAGCUUGCGUGCAGAAUUGUUGGUCCACAAGUAGUUACUUACUGUAUGCACCACCAGCAGUAUGUCCCCAGAGCCGAGCAUCCUGUUUACAACAUGGUUAUGUGUGAUGUAACCAUAUCUUGUACGAGCCUUGAGAAGGAAAAGCGGGAAGAAGUUUAUAAAUAUGUGCUGCUGAUGGGUGGACGAGUGUAUAAAGACCUUCAUGUAUCGGUGACUCACCUGAUUGCCGGAGAAGUCGGUAGCAAAAAAUACUUAGUUGCUGCAAACCUAAAGAAGCCUAUUUUGCUUCCUUCUUGGGUCACAACUCUUUGGGAGAAGUCACAAGAAAAAAAAAUCAUCAAGCACACUGAUAUAAACUCGGAUGACUUCAAGUGCCCAAUUUUCCUUGGUUGUAUCAUUUGUGUGACUGGCUUGUGUAGCUCCGACAGGAAAGCAGUUCAGCAGCUUACAGUGAAGCAUGGGGGCCAGUAUAUGGGACAGUUGAAAAUGAACGAGUGUACACACCUCAUUGUACAAGAACCAAAAGGCCAGAAAUAUGAAUGUGCCAAGAAGUGGAAUGUUCACUGUGUGAGCCCUCGGUGGUUUUUUGACAGUGUUGAGAAAGGUUUUUGUCAAGAUGAAUCUAUGUACAAGAUAAAGCCUAAGCCAGAAACUGUAUCUGUGCCUGAGACUUCAACGCCUACGGGCCAGACCAACAUGCUUGAUCGUCGUACUCUUUCAGAUGUCAGCCAUAUUUCUAACAUCAAUGCAAGUUGCAUAAACGAAUCCACAUGUAUUUCAGUUCUUAAUAACAAGUUGGAGACUGCAGUUGAAAAUAUAGAAAAUCUGGAUGUCAGCGCAUUUCAAGCCCCUGAAGACUUACUGGAUGGCUGCCGGAUAUACCUUUGCGGUUUUAGUGGCAGAAAACUAGAUAAGCUGAGGCGGCUCAUUAAUAACGGUGGUGGAGUUCGUUUCAAUCAGCUCACUGAAGACGUAACUCACGUCAUUGUGGGAGAUUAUGAUGAUGAACUGAAGCAGUUUUGGAAUAAGUCAACCCACAGGCCUCACGUCAUGGGAGCAAAAUGGUUGCUGGAGUGUUUUAAUAAAGGAUACAUGCUUCCUGAAGAGCCGUUUAUUCAUGCCAACUACCGGCCGGUGGAAAUGCCAGUUUCAGAUCAACCCGGAAAUAAAGCAGCUGUUUUAAAAAAGAAUAGCGGCAGCUUCUCCAAGCAAGACUUUAUGCCCAGUGACAGACACGAGGGGGCUGAUGAAGAUCUGCUCUCCCAGUAUGUAAACAACGACUCGACGCUGGUUGAACCUAAGAAGUCUAAAGCUGAACCCUUGAAUAGGUCUCCUCAUGCUGACUCCUUCACUGACUCUACUCAUAUUUCUCUGCAAGAAGAAAACCCUAACCAGACACUUGUCAAUCAUUGUGACGCUUCUACAGUUACUGAAGAAGGUUUAUUCAGCCAAAAGAGUUUCCUCGUUUUGGGUUUUAGUAAUGAAAAUGAAUUUAAUAUUGGAAACAUCAUAAGAGAAAAUGCCGGGAAAAUUGUAUCCCUCCAGAGCCGGACUGUGGCUGAUUAUGCAGUGGUUCCUCUGCUGGGCUGUGAAGUGGGAGCCACCGUGGGAGAAGUUGUUACAAAUACAUGGCUGGUUACCUGUAUAGACUACCAGACUCUAUGUGAUCCACAGUCAAAUCCUCUCUUCACCCCGGUACCUGUGAUGCCCGGAGCCACCCCGUUAGAAGAUUGUGUUCUUUCAUUUAGCCAGUGUGUUGGAGCAGAAAAAGAUUCCUUGACAUUCUUAGCCAAUCGCCUUGGAGCAAGUGUGCAAGAGUACUUCGUUCGGAAAUCCAACGCAAAGAAGGGCAUGCUUGCCAGCACGCACCUGAUACUGAAAGAGCCGGGAGGUUCCAAGUAUGAAGCGGCGAAGAAGUGGAACCUCCCAGCCGUCACCAUCGCGUGGCUGUUGGAGACUGCCAGGACGGGGAGACGAGCCGACGAAAGCUGCUUCCUGAUAGAAAAUUCACUCAAAGAAGAGCAAAAUCUGGAAACCAGAAUAGCAAAUGGAGUGCAUCUAAAUCCAGAGACUCCUGAGCCUCCUGGCGCACACGUGGAAGCGUGCAGGAAAACGGCCGUGAGCCCUCUCGACAUGAACCGCUUUCAGAGUAAAGCUUUCCACGCCGUGGUCUCCCAGCACACGGGACAGGGGUCAGUCUCCUCAGCCGACUCACAGCCGCCACAGAAGGAGCCCUUGUUACACCUGGACACACCAUCGAAAUUUCUUUCCAAAGACAAACUGUUCAAACCAUCCUUUGACGUGAAGGAUGCCCUAGCAGCCUUGGAGACGCCGCAACAUCUAGGCCAGCAGCAAAGCAAACUGACUACACCGCUGUCGGAAGUCAUUGGCAGAAACUUGAGACUGGCUUUGGCAAAUAGCACUCGGAAUGCGGUCCCUCUUUCUGCCAGCCCUCAACUGAAGGAAGCCCAGGCUGAAAAGGAAGAAACUCCAAAGCUGCUUCACAAAGUAGUCAUCUGUGUUAGUAAAAAGCUCAGCAAGAAGCAGAGUGAACUAAACGGGAUUGCAGCCUCUCUAGGAGCAGAUUACAGGUGGAGUUUUGAUGACACAGUGACCCAUUUCAUCUACCAGGGACGACCGAACGACACGAACCGGGAGUACAAAGCUGUGAAAGAGAAAGGCGUUCACAUUGUCUCAGAACACUGGCUUUUAGAAUGUGCCCAAGAGUCCAGGCGUCUUCCCGAGUCUCUGUACCCACAUACUUACAACCCCAAAAUGAGCCUGGACAUCAGCGCAGUGCAGGACGGCAAGCUCUGCCCAGGGCGUCCACUCCCAGCUGAGGGCGCAGCCAAGGAGGAAGAGUCUGAUCCCUUGCCGUUAGAAGAGAAGGAUCUAGACAUUGUAGCCAUCGAUAAUAAUGAAUUGGGCACGUCACAUGGAAGUGGAAAGAACUGCUUUAAAGGAGCUCUCACACAGACCUUGGAGAUGCGACAGACCUUCCAGAAGCAGUUGCAGGAGAUCAUGUCUGCGACCUCACUAGUGAAGGCCCCUGGCCAGCGGACUUCCCUGUCCCGAAGCGGUGGCAACAGUGCUUCGUCAACCCCCGACAGCAUCCGCUCUGUCCGCAGUGGGCGGAGUCGAGUCCUCGAAGCACUCAGACAGUCUCGUCAAAUAGUGCCUGAUAUCAACACGGAGCCCUCGCAGAAUGAACAGAUCAUCUGGGAUGACCCUACGGCCAGGGAGGAGAGAGCAAGGCUCGCCAGCAAUUUGCAGUGGCCCGUGUGUCCCACGCAGUACUCCGAGCUUCAGGUGGACAUAAACAAACUGGAGGAGCCCGUUUUCCAGGAACCAGAGCCGCCCCACGACUCAGAAAUUGCUAAACAGGCUGUCUGUGAUCCUGAAAACGUGUGUGUGACUGUGGACCCACAAGAGCAGCUGAUCUCUGAAGAGGUGGAAACCCCAGUCAAGGACAGCCACCUGAUCCCCACGCCACAAGCCCCCAGCAUUGCGUUCCCGCUCGCCAACCCGCCCGUGGCUCCACACCCCAGGGAGCAGAUUAUAACAAUAGAAGAUACUCAAGAAGACUUGAAAAAACAGUACAUAUUUCAGUUGUCCUCUCUGAACCCUCAAGAACGUAUUGAUUAUUGUCAUCUCAUUGAAAAACUAGGUGGCCUGGUGAUUGAGAAGCAGUGCUUUGAUCCUAACUGCACACACAUUGUUGUGGGCCACCCGCUUCGAAACGAGAAGUAUCUGGCCUCGGUGGCGGCUGGGAAGUGGGUGCUUCAUCGCUCCUACCUGGAAGCAUGCAGGACGGCCGGGCGCUUCAUGCCGGAAGAAGACUAUGAAUGGGGGAGCAGUUCCAUCCUUGAUGCUUUGCCUGGAAUCAACAUGCAGCAACAGAAACUAGCAAUUGCAGCGAUGAGAUGGAGGAAGAAGAUCCAACAGAGACAAGAAAAUGGCAUUAUUGAGGGAGCUUUUAGUGGAUGGAAGGUUAUUUUACAUGUCGAUCAGUCCCGAGAAGCAGGAUUCAAACGCCUUCUUCAGUCAGGAGGAGCAAAGGUGUUGCCUGGCCAUUCUGUAUCUUUAUUUAAAGAAGCCACACAUCUCUUUUCUGACUUCAAUAAACAAAAACCAGAUGACUUUGGAAUUAACGUAGCAGAAGCUGCUGCCCAGAAGGUGUUCUGCUUGAAGACAGAAUAUAUCGCUGACUAUCUGAUGCAGGAAUCUGCUCCUCAAGUAGAAAAUUACUGUCUGCCGGAAGCCAUUUCUUUUCUUCAGAAUAAUGAGCUUGAGCCUGGAUCAUCACAGAAGAGGAAAGCUCCUGCAGAGACUAAUAAACUCAAACGGCCUCGGAUACAGUAG
Elephantulus edwardii (Cape elephant shrew) is the source of this 4614-nucleotide messenger RNA. RefSeq names its product topoisomerase (DNA) II binding protein 1 (gene TOPBP1). The transcript has 28 exons. Gene Ontology annotation, biological process: mitotic DNA replication checkpoint signaling; mitotic G2 DNA damage checkpoint signaling; DNA replication initiation. The coding region runs from base 37 to 4614 and encodes 1525 amino acids. NCBI's taxonomy places the organism in Eukaryota, Metazoa, Chordata, Mammalia, Macroscelidea, Macroscelididae. The record is from RefSeq and is a predicted model, not a curated record.